GUUAAGCGAGACAAGUGAUUAAAAAAUGGCAUCCGCGACGACGUCGCACAAUGAGGUUUCGCAGCAAUUUUCUGUCAACAAACUUAUUCGCGUUGGUUAUUACGAAUUGGAGAAAACAAUCGGCAAGGGAAAUUUUGCCGUUGUUAAAAUGGCAACCCAUGUAGUAACUAAAUCAAAGGUGGCUAUAAAAAUAAUAGAUAAAACAAAAUUGAACGAAGAGAACUUGGCAAAAAUAUUUCGUGAAGUACACAUAAUGAAAAGAUUGAGGCAUCCGCACAUUAUCAGAUUAUAUCAAGUUAUGGAAACGGAGAAGAUGAUAUAUCUAGUAACAGAAUAUGCACCGGGGGGAGAAAUAUUUGAUCAUCUUGUAAGAAAUGGAAGAAUGCCAGAACCAGAAGCCAGGAGAAUAUUUCGUCAAAUUGUUCUUGCUGUCCAUUAUCUACACCAACAAAGAGUAGUUCAUCGAGAUCUUAAGGCUGAGAAUUUAUUACUUGAUGCAGACAAUAAUAUAAAACUUGCUGAUUUUGGAUUUAGUAAUGAAUACACACCAGGUGUACCUUUGAAUACUUGGUGCGGGUCACCCCCAUAUGCAGCUCCAGAAAUUUUUGAAGGGAAACAUUAUGAUGGGCCACGAGCUGACGUAUGGAGUCUUGGUGUUGUACUUUAUGUAUUAGUUUGUGGCGCAUUACCAUUUGAUGGUCCUACAAUGCAGUUAUUACGCUCUGUUGUGAUCUCAGGAAAAUUCAGAAUCCCCUUUUUUAUGUCUGCAGAAUGCGAAAAAUUAAUUAGGCAUAUGUUGGUAGUAGAACCAGAAAGACGUUUGAGUAUUUCACAAAUUUUAAUUCAUUCUUGGAUGGGUGGUGAUGGUCAAACAGAACCAGAACCUGGAGGGUGCAGUCCUGAAACAACAACUAUUCCACCACAAUUGAAUCAAUUAGUUAUAGAAAAUAUGCUUAGAUUACCUGGGCUUAGUGCUGACACAUUGUUAAAAGCAAUUCAAGGAAAUGCGUUCGAUCAUGUGUCAGCUAUAUAUAAUUUACUAGUCGACCGAUUGGAACCCACGAUGUCUGCUUUACCUACUAUACAAAAUAUUCCAGGCGAUUAUAUGCCCGAUGGUGCACAUCAAUUAGAAAAGUUCGGAGAAGCAGAAGCAGAAAGUGAGGAGAGAAGCAGUCUUCAAUUAUCACCUGAUACACCUUAUCACGCAACUCGAAGGCAUACAGUAGGACCUGGUGACACGACGCAUCAACCUGCUACGUCAUAUCCUUAUGCCUAUAAUUAUACUCCAGGAUAUCCUACAUUGCGACCCCUUCCUAUCUUGCAAUUCAAUAACGAUCCACAAGUGCUGCCACAUACAAAUUUACCAUUAAAUCUUCCAUUAGUCCAACAUCAACCACCUCAGAAUUUCCAAAUCAAGGAUCAACAUUUAUUAAAACCACCACCUGUCAUGGGUGCUACAGGAAGUUUUGGACGAAGAGCCUCUGAUGGAGGAGCCAAUCUUCAUGUUUUUUAUCAACAACACGGUAGCGGUUCUAGUGGCGGAGAGAAUGGUGGAUGGAGUCAACCUGGUAGUCGUGAACACUUGCAGCCUUUACAACCUGGUAGUCCUUCAUUGGUACAAUGCACACAAUCGUCAACAGUUACUAGCGGUGUUAGUGGAAAUGCAGAUGGAAAUGGUAGCAGUAGUGCAAGUGGAAAUAGUGCCAGUGAUAGAAGACGACGAAGUGGACUAACCGCAGUCAUGCAAAGACCUGUUAUAAAUCCGGAACUGGUAAUGGAGGUGGAAGCUAGGAUGAACAGAGCUUACCUGCCGUCACGACUAUUACCAAGUCAUCUUAGAGGCCCGACACUUCCACAUCACAGGAAAACUUCGUUGUAUCACGCUAGUGCUGGAAGUAGAGAUUCCUAUAAAGAACCAAGUAGUCAUGUUGCAACGGAAAGAUACUCGCCAGUUCGUCGUGCAUCGGAAGGAUCAGGUCCACCAGGUCCUGGGAUACAAGCACUUCAACAAGAGUAUCAACAGUUGCAGAGGUUAGCAUCUCCUUCGCAUAGUCCCGCCAGUAUACCAGGGUCUCCUGUGCACGAAAGAGGUGUAGCAGCCAUAACGCAAGGUUUAAGCGGUUUGACAACUGCACCCGUACAAGGUAGUAUAGUGCACGGUACUCCUGCGCAAUCACCAGCCACGCCAUUAGAUCUAAGUCCCUUAAGACAUCAUAGAUCACCGGCUACAACACCUGUCAGUUAUUCGCCUAGCAAUAGUCCUGCUUUGGAUAUGAUUCAAGAAGAGCAUCCUGUAGAAAUACCAAGAGUACCGCCACAAAUUUCAGUGACAGACGUUCUUGGAGGGCAAGUGACGUUAAUCAAUUGUUCACCGUCUCCGUCUCCAUCGCCAGAUUCGCUCGAGGACGCAUUGCCCCAUUAUACCACUUUACCGAGUUUUAUUAUUUCAGAACCAUGCGAUCCUUCGAGACCUAGUAUAACGCGUGGUAUUGGUAGGCCACUAAAUACAGCAAUACCCACCGAAGUGGAGGUCACUCUAUCGGAUGAAUCAAGUAGAUUAAAUUCUGAAACUAUAUUGGGUCGUGUUAAAGAGAUCAUUGAUGCGAGAGCUCCGCCAAAAGGUUUUAUCUUUUCGAGAGAAGAGGUCGAAGGUGGAGGAUUAAGUUUAGAAUAUCCCGGUGGUGUACAAAUUGAACUUAGAGUGUGCGAAUCGGAGGAAAGAGAAGUUAAGGGGAUUAAAAUGCGGAGAAUUAGCGGGGACCAAUUGCAGUACAGUCAGCUUUGUGAGCAGUUAAUUUCCUGCAUCACUGUUUGACGACAACCAGCCCAUAUCGUGUUGACGCUUUUUUUUAUGUAUUAUAAUACAUUCCUGGUGCCAGAUACACCACUCCAUACAGUAUUGCGCGUGCAUGCUGCAUAUAAGCCAACGAUAUUCGACAACUAUCGUUGCAGCUUAUAUUAUAACAUUUGUACGUCUAACGCUUAUUAUAUUUUUUUGUUUUUUUUUCAUCGUUUCUUCUUUGACGUGGAACUUUGUGGUUACGUCUAAUAUCAUUAAUUUGUACAUAGUAUGGAAUUUUAGAAUGAUGCGUCGAAGGUCAAACUUAUUUUAAAGGAUCAUACCGUUAUAUCAUACGUAUAUAUGUACACACCGUUCGAAACCAUUUCUUUUUUUUUUUUUUUUUUUUUUUGUAUAUCACGUUAUUUCUAGAAAAUCUGAGUAUUAGGCGAGUUUAUAAGAUAUAAAGGAGUAUCAAUGAAAGUCUAAUCGUUGAUAUGUAUGUACAUCACACCAUUCCUUUUUGUAGAAUGUAUCAAUCAAUGUUGAAAAUGUAUAGGUAGUUAAUGUAUAAUUUACUGCGCCAAUUUUGUAAAAAGUAGUGAUCCCUUUUUUUAGUUGAAACAUAAAAGAAUAAGAAAAAAAAAAAAAAGAAAGGAAAAGAAAACAAAUGAAAAACAAGAGUAAAAAAGAGCCAAGCCAUUUGAUAGCUAAGAAAAAGGAAGAAAAAAAGAAAAUUAGAAAUGUCAACAUAUUAUGCUGUUAGUUUUAAUACUCUUUUCGAUUAUUCUCAUAUCAAUGAAAAUUUGUAUAACGAAGCUCUUCCUUAUGCGUCGCUCAUUGGAACGAAUAACUAACUACUUCUUUUAAUAUCAAUGAUUGAUAUUAACUUCAAGUUACAGAGAUAUCGUUGAAAAAAAAAAAGAAAAAAAAGUAUUGGUCCUUCGACGUAUUGUACCUUUCGGGGAGACAUACAUUGUUCUGUCAUUUACACGUAAACUACAUAUAUAGUCUCGUAGGCAAGUGCAAUUAUUGUAAAUUUUGUUUAAAUCCGUGCAAACGUAUCUUUUUACGGUUUGAGAUCCAUACAGACUGAGUUAUGAGUGUUUUUCUCUUUUUUUCUUUUUUUUUUCUUUGUUCUUUUUUUAGGAUAUACAAAAAAAGAAGUCACGCUAUGCAAUAUGAUGGAGGAUUAGAUUGCAACGAUUUAUAUGAGAAAUUGAUUAAGCGCUCAUUAAGGACAUGUUUGUAUUUUUACCGAGAAUGCGUAUUCUCUUCCUUCAUUUCAGCGUUUAUAUGUAAAUCUUUUAUGUAUCCAGGAAAGAGGGAGAAGAAGGAAGAGGAGAAUGGGUGAAAAUAGAAAGUUUGAGGGAUAACAUACUCUUAGUUACAUGUUAGCGUAUAUAAAUGCAAAAAAAGGCUGUACAUUGUCACACACUAGAGAAUACCGAAAGAAUAGAAUUAUUUAAAUUAUUUAAGUCCAAAGAUCGAUUUCCCGUGAUAUACAGGCAUUAGUCGUUGGAAGAAACGAAGAAACGAUAGCGACAAGUGGGAAAAGAAGAACGCACAGACUUGGAAGAAAGAAAAAUGCAAAAAAAAAAAAAAGAAAAAAAAAAAAAAAAAAAAAAAAAAAAAAAGAAAAAGGAAAUAUAUAACGGAGAAGAUAUAGUUUUUUUUUUAUUAAUCAUGGAUAUAUACAUACAUAGAAAAAUUUGUUGCAUCAAUGCUCGGAGAAUAUUCGAUGAUACGAUUUUAAAAACACUUUAACAAUUGGCUCAUCAUCCUAAUCGGUCUAAAGCGUAUUAGAAGAGAUGCUUAUUUGCUUGACUAGUUGCGAUAUGUACGUAAAGAAUUAUUUUCUUCUUUUCUUUUUUUUUUUACAACUAGUUUAGUUUUUAUAUUUGGAAGCAUGGUGAGGCAUUUCUCUUUUGAAUACACAUGAUUAUUUAUUCGAUUCGAUACAUCUUUUCUGAUAAAAACGGAGCAGAUAUUUAAGUUUUUACAGACAAGUAAUCUGCAGGUUGACGUAAUUUGAUGAUUGUAAUAAAAAGGAACGAACAGUUUCGUGAGAAAAAAGAACAGACGGAAAGAAUACCUAUUGAGAAAAGUAGAUAUGGUUUUGUCAUUGCAAAAGAUUUAACAUUAAAAAAAUGAACAAAUU
Polistes canadensis is the source of this 4940-nucleotide messenger RNA. RefSeq names its product serine/threonine-protein kinase SIK3-like. Gene Ontology annotation, biological process: intracellular signal transduction; microtubule cytoskeleton organization; protein phosphorylation. Bases 26 to 2815 code for a protein of 929 amino acids. Lineage: Eukaryota; Metazoa; Arthropoda; Insecta; Hymenoptera; Vespidae. The record is from RefSeq and is a predicted model, not a curated record. Gene Ontology annotation, cellular component: cytoplasm. The transcript is spliced from 13 exons. Gene Ontology annotation, molecular function: tau-protein kinase activity; ATP binding; protein serine/threonine kinase activity.